Molecule: messenger RNA, 924 nt
Organism: Phytophthora infestans T30-4
Lineage: Eukaryota; Oomycota; Peronosporomycetes; Peronosporales; Peronosporaceae
Exons: 3
Coding region: 1-924 (307 amino acids)
Source: RefSeq, a predicted model, not a curated record
AUGUUUCCGUUCUGGUACACUCGAGCCAUUUUUUCUUAUCGCGUCGACGAAAGUCAGGCAAAUCGUAGCGUUAUCUCAGUAAUGCCUCCGCUUGGUACCAAGGCGCAAUACGUGCGACUCGUAGCCGAACUGCCCCGUGGAGUUUUGUCGAUAGCGGAAGUUGAAGUGUUCACGGAACAGAGUCACGUUUUGUCGCAGUACGCCGGCGGAACCCCCGUUCGAGCGGCGUAUCAUCCAGGUGGUAAAUGUGGGUCCCUUGAAGAGCCUUUCCGCUAUACAUUUGGUGGUAUGCCAAGUGAAGGUGCAUGGACUCUGGCGGUUGAGGAUACGGCAGUUAAUGGGAGCAACCUGACCCCACCAAGACCGAAUACCACUGCAGGCGGCAUCUCCGACUGUGGUGCUUUUAUCACAAACCAAGCAGGAGAAACGACAGAACGCGACCACCUCGAUAUCGAUGGCAAUGGGCUACUGGAUUCCAUUGAGGCAGACACGUAUCUCCGCCGAUACUCCCCCAAUGGUUAUACUGAGCUAUCCUCGAAUAAUUGGGAGCGCGAACUUAAAGAAUUCAUGCUAAGCUAUCAGGAAUAUGGAGCGGUGCAAAGACUGCGCGACCUUAGUGAGCGUCAGCUGCGUCUUCCGUCUUCGGUAUGUAGCGCAGAAUGCCUAGCAGCCAUUAAGCUCGACCCCUACUACUACGUGGGUCUUGAUGGCGACAGAGCGCUGAAGUUACUGAGAGUGGUUGGAGAUCGAAUAGUCAAGUACGUCCCGGACGCUGGUUUCCGUGGGUUGGAUGCGUUCACGUUCUCCGUCGCCGUCACAGGACAGGAAUCGCUUGUAUUAGGGACGAUCCAAUUGGCUGUAAAGGAAUGCGAGGAUCCAGAGUGCCGCAUGUCCAUAUUCCUGCUGCAUCGUAAGAUGCGGUAA